This is a messenger RNA of Drosophila innubila, 1419 nucleotides long. RefSeq names its product MTRF1L release factor glutamine methyltransferase (gene HemK1). Bases 99 to 1082 code for a protein of 327 amino acids. Gene Ontology annotation, biological process: protein methylation. Gene Ontology annotation, cellular component: mitochondrion. Lineage: Eukaryota; Metazoa; Arthropoda; Insecta; Diptera; Drosophilidae. Gene Ontology annotation, molecular function: protein methyltransferase activity; nucleic acid binding. The transcript is spliced from 3 exons. The record is from RefSeq and is a predicted model, not a curated record.
CGACAUCCCUACUAUCAGCUGUUUCGUGCAUUGUGGACCUGCAAUCAAGUACAAAAUUUGUAGUCAAUAUAUAGUUAGGUAAUAAGCUGAAUUAAACAAUGUUUAAAUAUCUAAGACGACCAUUGCUGAUGAUGACGCGUUCGGUUAGCAGCAAUUUAAGCGGCACAGCAACAACAAAGUUAACAACAAGGACUGCUGGAACAUUAAUUGAGGUCAACAAGGCGCUAAAUGGCUGGGAGAAGAAAUUGAAGGACGCCGGCGUCCAAGACACCGACUUCAAUCUAAAAUGCAUUGUGUCUCACGUGCUGAAACAAAAAUUCAACACCGUGCCCGAUGAUUUUGCCCAUCUAAAGUUUGAUUCGACACAAUUGGCGGAUUUUGAGCGGUUUUGUGAGGCACGUUGCGCCCGAAUGCCGCUGCAGCACAUCAUUGGCGAAUGGGAUUUUAUGGACAUUACGUUGAAAACGUCGCCAACGGUUUUUAUACCACGUCCCGAAACCGAAGAAUUUGUGCGUUUGGUGAUUGAGAACUAUAGGAAUGUCAAGCACGUGGAUAUGCUGGAGGUGGGCUGUGGCUCGGGUGCCAUGUCGCUGUCUAUGCUGCACGAACUGCCGCAGGUGGAUGCCACCGCUAUUGAGCGCAGCAAAGCGGCCACUGCGCUCGCGUGGGAGAAUGCUAAAUUACUGGGACUGCAGGAGCGCUUUAAGGUGUACAAUCAUACCAUGGAGGUGGACAAAUAUAUGCCGGAACAGUUGCAGGAUGAGCAGUACGAUUUGAUUAUAUCAAAUCCGCCAUAUGUAAAGACUGAUGAGUUUCAGUAUUUGCAUCCCGAGGUGGUUGUUUAUGAGAACCUGAAUGCCUUGGAUGGCGGCUCGGAUGGUCUACGUGUGGCUAGCCUGGUCUUUGAUCUGGCCUGCCUGCAUCUGCGUCCUGGAGGCAAACUCUGGCUGGAACUGGGCAACGAGCAUCCGCCUCUGGUCAAGACAAUUAUGAAUCUUAAGUACCAAGGACGCCUUCAGUUUGUAGACAGCUACCUGGACCAAUACAAGCGCGAGCGUUUUGUACAAUUGCAAAAGGUCUAAGCGCUGCAUUUUUUUUUUUUAUUAAUUUAAUAAAUUAAAGCAUUCUGACAUGAUUAAUUCAAUUAGAAGUAGUCGCAUACGCAUUUAGCUGUGAUUUGACCUAAAAUAGACACAUUUAAAUACCUCAGAGGCUCCCCAAUGGAUACAGUAUAUAAGUUAUAAUUAUAAUUAGUAUACUCUUCAGUUUACGCCCGCAAAGUCCCAUUUAAUACUAAAACAACAACAACGACAGUGCAGGCUAUUCGUAUUGAUGCACCUAAUUUUAUUGGUUUCCAUAAUUCAUGUUUAUAAGCUGCAAACAAAAUAAAUUCACAAACGGUCAGUACAACAACAACAA